AUGUCUACUCCCAUGGAAAAGAUUUUUUCUCAUUUGUUUCGAUCACAUCGAAAUCGCAAAAACCAAAGUUUUCACUAUUUUUAUCUCAUUAAUGAGGAUGAAAUUAACAGACUACAAUUCCAGCAUUACGUUUAUCAACAAGUAUGGGGAAGCAAUUUUUCUGCUCCCGUAACAGAAUUAUUGAAAACCGAUGGCACAAGAAUCCUUGAUGUUGG
Funneliformis caledonium is the source of this 215-nucleotide messenger RNA. Lineage: Eukaryota; Fungi; Glomeromycota; Glomeromycetes; Glomerales; Glomeraceae. The record is from the annotation of a GenBank genome assembly.